Molecule: messenger RNA, 873 nt
Organism: Ictalurus furcatus (blue catfish)
Lineage: Eukaryota; Metazoa; Chordata; Actinopteri; Siluriformes; Ictaluridae
Product: verrucotoxin subunit beta-like
Exons: 1
Coding region: 1-873 (290 amino acids)
Source: RefSeq, a predicted model, not a curated record
AUGCUGCACUACAGCGUUAACACCAAGUUCGAGCAGCUGAACAUGAAUCACUCGACACAAGGAAAAUUGGAUCACUGUGGUGUGUUUGAUCAUGAUGUAGCAACACACGUGGUUACAGCAGUGCUAUACGGAGCGGAUGCCUACUUUGUGUUUGAUAGAGAGGUGAAUUUAUCUGAGGAUAAAACUAAUGUACAGGGAGAUGUAAAGAUUUUCCUUGAUAAACUGCAGAUGCUUUCUUCUGCUGAGGCACAGGUAGAACUAGACCCGAAUGAAAAUGAGAAGGCUACAGUGAAAAAAUGUAGUUGUACAUUUUAUGGUGAUUUCAUGUUUCUCUCGAAUCCAUCAACCUUUGAAGAUGCUGUGAAGGUUUACACUGAUCUUCCAAAGAUGCUUGGACAUAAUGGAGAACAUGCAGUUCCAGUUAAAGUGUGGCUUUUUCCUCUGGUCAAACUGAACUCAAGAGCAGCCAAACUUCAAAGAAACAUCACUCGUGAUCUCAUUAGAGAUGUGGAGUCAGUAAUCGAGGCUUUAAAUAUCAUGGAGAUGAAAUGUGGUGACCUGUUGCAAGAUACAGUGGCAAAAUCCUUCAGCACAUUUCACAAGCAAGUUCAGGAUUUUCAGAAAGUCUGUUUUGAGUACAAGCGAGAUUUCAUGACAAAACUAGGGUCCCUCCUGCCAGAAAUCCGUGGAGGUAAAUCAGAUAUAAAUGCCCUGAGUGAACUUCUAGAAGUCCAUGAAAAAUCUCCUUUUAAUACCUGUGAUCUUCAGCAGUGGACAAGAAUGAAUGAAAAUAAAUCCGACCAAGUAAAAACACUGCUAGAGCAGAAGUGGAUGAUGACAGACAAAUAUCUACUAGACUUGAAUGUGUUAUGA